Nasonia vitripennis (jewel wasp) is the source of this 5991-nucleotide messenger RNA. RefSeq names its product JNK-interacting protein 1 (gene Aplip1). The record is from RefSeq and is a predicted model, not a curated record. The transcript is spliced from 8 exons. Gene Ontology annotation, molecular function: protein binding. The coding region runs from base 154 to 1674 and encodes 506 amino acids. Gene Ontology annotation, biological process: regulation of JNK cascade. Gene Ontology annotation, cellular component: cytoplasm. NCBI's taxonomy places the organism in Eukaryota, Metazoa, Arthropoda, Insecta, Hymenoptera, Pteromalidae.
GCAGCAGCAGCAGUAGCCCGAAUCAAUAUCGUCGCGGGCAGGCGGCGCGCUGUGCUGCAGCAGAGCAGCUCGUCGUCGCCUCGGUCUAUAGACACACGCCAUACAUAGAAGUAUUUUUCCUGCGAGCUCGUCUCCGAGGAGCAGCCUCUCGAGAUGGCCGACUCCGAGUUCGAGCAGUUCCGUUACUACUUCGAGCGGCUACCCCAGCACCUGAAAGCGCCGAUAUCAAAUUACACACUAGUUCACGAUGUCAUGCUGGACGACUCGCCGACCUCGUCCCAGGGCAGCGACGCCGAGGUUGGCAGCAGGUCAGCCGGUGGUGUGGCCGGUGAUUCCGAGGACGAGGAGGUCGUGGUGCUGCACAGGCACGAAGCGCACAGUGGACACAGCUCCGCGGACGACAGCGAGGACUGCGAGCAGAUGUGCUGCUCGUCCAUCGUCGCCGACAGCGAUUUCAGCUUGUUCGCCGGGCUGAGCAGUGGUGGACUUGUCGGCAGUGCUGGGAAGACGAGGGCCGGUAUCAACGGCGGCCGGGACAGCGUUAUCAGCGACAUCGGCGACUCCUGCUCGUCCCUCAACUCCUGGCCGACGCCCGAGCAUCAUCCCAGACAACAAGCGCAGAUACAGCCCAAUGGGAGCAACAACGCUGGCACCGAACGCAGACGCAGGCGCUUGCCUGAGAUUCCCAAGAGCAAGAAGUCACUGUCGUGUCCGCUGUCGAUGCAGUCGUCGCCGUCGCUGGCCGAGGAGUUGGGAGCAGCAGCGGCUGCAGCGGCGGCAGCUGCCAACAGGCCUCACCUAAUCUUCCGCAAGUGCCAUCCGAGUCUCCGACAUCCCGAGGACGAUUCGCCGGACAGUGAACGGAUGGCAACGGAUAGCGGACACUCGACUGCGCACUCGCCGGAUAACGGGCCCAAAAGCGUAUCGCCUAUUCCUUGCAGCUCGUUGCAGAACAUCGACUCGGUCUCGCCCGACAGUACUCCUGGAAGCGGGGGUGUACCCUUCACGCAGCUGGAACUGCUGGAGGCGACGCACAGGGGACUGCACAAAUUCGUGCCGCGGCAUCGGGACGAGAUCGACCUGGAGAUCGGCGAUCCCAUUUAUGUACAGAAAGAGGCCGACGACUUGUGGUGCGAGGGAGUGAAUCUGCGAACGGGUCGUCAGGGCAUCUUCCCGUCGGCGUACGCAGUGGACAUGGACUACAGCGACUUUGAUCCAGCGGCGCCGAAGGUCAAGAAGGAGCGUUAUCUCCUGGGUUAUUUGGGUUCGGUCGAAACCCUCGCGCACAAGGGCACGUCGGUCGUCUGCCAGGCCGUGCGUCGAAUCGUCGGCAACGGCUCCCAGGACUCGCCCGUGUCGCAGAGCUGCAUACUCGAGGUCUCCGAUCAGGGGCUCAGGAUGGUCGACAGAAGCAAGCCCAGAAAGAACACGGGCCCGUGUCACGACUACUUCUACUCGCUGAAAAACGUCUCCUUCUGCGCCUUUCAUCCUCGAGACCACCGUUACCUUGGAUUCAUCACGAAGCAUCCCACGUUGCAGAGGUUCGCGUGUCACGUUUUCAUCGGCCAGGACUCGACGAGACCAGUCGCCGAAGCAGUCGGACGAGCCUUUCAUCGAUUCUACACGAAAUUCAUCGAGACUGCUUUCCCCAUAGAGGACAUCUAUAUUGAAUAAAGUUCCCGCAGCCAUCUCAUCAGCAAUCCCCUCUGUAAAUACAUUUCUCCCAUAAAUAGUUGCCAGCGCACCGGCAGAGAACUACAAUAUAUUAUAUAUAUAUAUAUAUGACAAACAAAUUAUAUAAACCAAACAUUAAGCGCGACGUGGAAGGAAAACAAAUCAACGUGUUUAAUCUUCGUCUUUCGGUUGAAUUUUGUAGCUUCGAAGAAUAUCGUACUCGAGUAGCUACUUUAAAGAAGAAAAAAAUAAUAAAAAUAAACAAAACAAAACAAAAAAUGACAACAGAGAAAAUCAACCUCAAUCAAUAUAUACAUACAGGUGAAAUUUGUAUAUUACUUAUACGACGCUAUAUGCAUUGUUAUUAUCAAAAAUAUUUAAAGUAGCGCUUUGGGUAUUUUUUUAUUCUUAGGACGGAGAGAAAACAUUUUUCUUGAUUUCUGUGAUCUCAUACGUAUGUGUAUCGUUGAUGAACGUCAAUUUAAUGACAUUCUUUCGCUGCGUCUAUAUAACUAAAGUUCGGAUUGUAUACCCUAAUUAGACCGAGGCGAAAUUAUCAAAUUUUUCUAUUUUACAAAAAUGGGAAAGAAUUUCAUUAUACUGAUCGAUUCUCGCUCGCAAAGUAGUGUCAGAAAGUUUUUGAGUUGCGUAGUUUGACUUCGUAUUAUUAUUAUUGCGAGUAUAUAAAAACGCGAAAUUAACUACACAUAAGUAUUGUAUUUUGCAUGUUACGAAAUGUUCUCCGUGGUAUUCAAUUUCACUGUAAUUUAAAUCUAAGUGCGAUUUUCGCUAUGUAUAUCAAAAGGACCAUUUCGUGUAGGGCGCGUAGAAUACGACUAGUGUUGUAGAAGUAUUACUUCCUCCAAGUGGCAAACACUUCUUAUAUGGUAUCGAGUUCUUCAAAAUCGCAAUGAACGUGUCCGACGGUUUACCGAAAGCGAGACGAAAACAAAGUUCGAAAAAUUUCACCUGUCUGUAUAGUCCUGGCGUAGCCCCAUAUACUGACCGAAAUGCUUUAAAAUAAUGCGACGAAUUUCAACGGCACUUACCGUUUUAGCUUGACGAUAAAGUGUAAAAUUAAAUUUGUAUGAAAAUUUAAAUCGAAACCUUUGUGGACGACUACUCAUCAAUGGUGUAAGGUGACCCCCGGACUGCGCCAGGACUAGUAUAUCGCAAUCGAUCGAUGCAUACUCGAAAGCAAUUGACAAAAUAUACUCUUUACAAACGUAUUAUUAUUAUUGUUUAAGCGCGCGAUUACUCUUAUUGACGAUUGUUUACAAUUUUUAUUAUUUAACGUUGACUUUUGUAUCUCGAGCACGCUGCAGUGCCAUCGCUUCGACGAAAAAAGUAUUUCAAUUAAACAUCUAUCACGGCUAUAUGAUAUUGUUUCAUUAAAAAAAAAAGCUCGCUAGAAAAGCUCACAAACAUAAAUAUUUUUCUAUUUGUUCGCGAGACGCGUGUGUGAUGUGAACGCGAAAGGUGUUAUCGAACACGGUUAACGGAGACCUGUGAAUUCGAGCGAAGGAACGGAAAGGCGAGAUUUGCAUUUUAUUUUGUGUGAAGAAGAAAUGAAAAGACUUAUAGCUUAUAGUUAGCUGACUAAUCGUCGAUGUAAUUAAUAAAUUAUCUGUAAGAUUUAAAAGAAAAAAAUGUGUAGAACAUUUAAAAUCCGAUAUGUGCAAGAAGGGAAAUCGUGGUAUGCGGAGCGAAGUUUUUGUAAACAAUUAUUUUUACGAUCAUUUUUCUUUUUUCAUUCUUUCUCAUAAUGUCUACAUAUAUUUUUCUCAUAUCAGGCAGCAUUAUUUACAAAAAUGUUCCACCUCUACGAAGUCUUGAUAAUUCAGUCUUGACACAAUAACUAUUACGUGUACAAUGAUUUCCAAUCAUUAUAAAGAAUUCAUUAUUUGUUAUACAAUAAUAAUAGUAAUAAUAAUAUUAAUCCACCCUUAUCUCCUUCUAUUUUUCCUUUUUUUUUAUAAUUUUUAAUCGUACAAGAUUAUUAUAAUUUUUCUUUUAAUUUAGCGCAUUAACAAAAACAGUAAAUAAUUCACGUUUAUAUGAAAAAUCUAUGCCAAAUCAACGAUCUAAAUUUAAUUUCUCAAACAUAUCUUUAAAAGUUUAUAUAUUUAGGAGUUUCGUUAAUUUCACAGGUACUUCAUCAUAUACAAUUUUAAGCGAUGAGGAGCAUUUGGGUUGGCUGCGCAAUUGACGACGUACUACGUAUGUACAAGUUUAUCGAAAACCGAUUUUCGUCAGACUGACGUAAUUGCUGCAUUCCGUAUCGAAGAAUCAGGUAAAUGUAAAAAAACGAAUUGAGUCUUAAAAAAAAAAGAUGACAAGUCUUAUUUUCUUAAAAAUGUUUCAUCGAAAUAUUUAUAUUCUGCGGAUAAAAAAUGAAACCUGAAUGCAAUUUUUUACACAGAGUGUGACAUUGAUUAAUCGUUUCUUCGAUUCCACAAUCUUCGACUAGAACUUUAAAUUCGUGAUUUAGUGGCAUAUAGAAUUUUUCGCCUUCAUAUUACAUACGAAGAACCGCAAUUUCAAAAAAAUCGUAGCACGUCAUGCGCAGACAAAUUGGAAGAAUUUGUCGUUUCCUUUUUUUUCUUUUAAUCGCUGUUACUUCGUUGAGAAUUACUAAGCAGAACUAUGUCGUUAACGAAUCACUGAGAAUCUGAUCUUUGAACAGUCUGAGUUUUCUCGAAAAAUUGGUUGUCUAACUUUUUAAAAAGUAAUUAUUAAGUACAUCAUACAGCAAUGAAUGUCUCUGUCACGCGAAAAAAGUAUUGCAGAAACUUAUUGAAAAACAUUAAUUAUCGAUGCUUGAAUUAACGAAUUCUCCAGUAUUGCGUAAUAAAAAAAGACAAUUUAUCCAGACAACCUAACGAGAAAACUUUUAAAAGAUUCGAACUGCAUGCCUAACCAUUAAACAUUUUUAUAAAUCUCUGCGAGUAUCUGAAUUAUCGUUCAUCUACUCAUAAUUCACAAUAUUCACGAGUGCCAUCAACUAUUAAAGUUUUGUCCGUUUCGAUCUCUGUUAAAAUUACAAGUAUUACAAUUACGAAAAUGGCUGUCAUCAUUUUCGUACAAUUAUUGCCCGAUUGCGCAAACCAUCGAUACGUGGUAUUGGAAUAUCGAUUCCGCAUGGCUCAUUUAAAAAGUGGCGAGAGAACACUGAGAUUACGAGUAAGUUGAGUUUGUCUUUAUACAAAGAUCGUCCUCGCAAACAAUUCACAGUAAUGAGACGAUCGACGAUGAAUUACACUACAACAUGAGACGGAAACAUCAUAGUUUUAACUUCCCUAAUUACACUUGCGUCGUUAAGUUAAUUUCAGUCGCCAUGAACUCUGGAACCGGUCAUUCACAUCAAAAACAGUUAUGUACAAUAAAAAGAUUUUUUUUCUUCAAAUAUCGAUCGUUUCAUCAGCUGCUACCCUCGUAGUGCAGUAUAGUAAUAAAAUUGUAAUGAUAAUUAUAAUGACGAUGUCGGUGAUAGUAAUAAUAGUAAUAGAAAUAAUAAUAAUAAUAAUAAUAAUAAUAAUAAUAAUAAUAAUAAUAAUUACAAUAAUUAUCAUAAUAUUAAUAAUGAUGAUAGUUAUAAUAAUAUUAAUAAUAACAGACGCAUUUUAAUAUUGUUGAAGCACGUAAAAAAUUUUUUAUAUCUUAAUAGGCGUAAACUUUAGCGCGCUAAAAACAAUUUAUAUAGAAAUCGAUUAUGCAAUGCUGAAGCAUAUUCAACUAUAUUUCAUAUAAUAACAUAAUCAUUGGAGUAAAUAUAACAUCGCAAGACAAUCCAAAGAAAAGGUACACAAGUAAGUAUGUCGACAUCCGUGCACUAUUUUCAUGAAAAAACUGUUGAGUUUGGAGAGCCUCGCAAUCUUGCAUAAUUUUUACAUUGCAGUCUUACGGUGAGCCAAUUAAAUAACGAUGGCAACGAUUUCCAUUAUAUCGUUCAUGAAUUAGCAUUAACAUUUUAAACGCAUAGUACUCAUAAAUCUAACAUAUUGUACAACAUUACUUUGCAUCUCGUCACAUUUUGCACUCGGUUUCCCCAGACGCGUGCUCGCACUUAAACGUUCGAACACGGUUUGGUAGUUUCAUUUUCUUAUAACUAAAUUGACUAUUUACAAUUUUUUAGCAUUUGUCGAGUUUUUACAUUUAGGGCAUAUUCUAAAAAUAACUCAAUACUUUCUAUAGAAGGCAACGUGCAACGUAUCUUGCAAUGUUAAGACUUCGGAAGUGAUCAAAACUUUUGUAACUUAUCUGCACCUUUCUUGGCCGUACAAUUAUAAAUUUGCGUUAUAUCUAAAAAAAAAAAAA